AUGGAAAAAGUACAAGGACAUCCGAAAAAUUUAGCAUGGAGCGGUGGACCUCUACAUGUGGAAUGCGAGCAUGGUGUUGAUCUUUGGAAUAAUGGUGGGAAACAUAUCAGGGAGAAUGUGGUGGCAAUCAAGGCUGUUUUAUUUAAAGAUGAAAUCUACGUCAUGACUCCUCGAAUUAAGCGUGGAGUGCUGGCGACACUAUGGCUGAUGAUACGUGGUCGUCAAGGGGUAGAGCUUGAAGCUUUCCCAAGUGUAACAGCCCACGCGUUGGGUGACUGCGAAGCGUUGCAGAACGCAGUCGACUGCUAUCUUGACCACUUGGGUAAUGUCUGGGUUCUAGAUAGUGGCAUAAUAGAAACUGUGGAGUCUCCAAGAUGUACCUGUCCGCCCAAAGUUGUAGUCAUCAACCUUGCUCUUAGAAAGCUGACGAAGCGCAUCAAGCUAACCUCAAUGGUAGAAGUCACAUCCCAGCUGCAAAACAUUGUUGUUGAAUAUGAGAUAGGGGGGAAGAUAUUCGUGUAUGUAUAUUGUUUCUAUUUAGUUAAUAUUAUAACGGAAUUUUAUUAA
Molecule: messenger RNA, 567 nt
Organism: Parnassius apollo (apollo)
Lineage: Eukaryota; Metazoa; Arthropoda; Insecta; Lepidoptera; Papilionidae
Source: the annotation of a GenBank genome assembly